Molecule: messenger RNA, 1263 nt
Organism: Mizuhopecten yessoensis (Yesso scallop)
Lineage: Eukaryota; Metazoa; Mollusca; Bivalvia; Pectinida; Pectinidae
Product: type-1 angiotensin II receptor A-like
Exons: 1
Coding region: 1-1263 (420 amino acids)
Biological process (GO): neuropeptide signaling pathway
Cellular component (GO): membrane
Molecular function (GO): G protein-coupled peptide receptor activity
Source: RefSeq, a predicted model, not a curated record
AUGAACGUGACGUUUGAGCCUCCAGCAAAUAUGUCCAACAGCCUGGCUAUACCAACUAGUAUUCCUAACCUGCCUCCGCUGUUAUCAGUCAACAAUAUCAUCAAAGAAACAUUUCUUCCACUGACACUUGUCCUAUGGUUUUACCUCGUCAUCGGGGUAUAUGGAAACAGUUUAGUGAUGUUUGUGUACUGGGCACGUAAGAAACCCGUGCGAGAUGACCGGUACUUCAUUCCUUUGCUAGCGCUGGUGGACCUUAUAUCGUGUGUUGUCUCAUCGGGGACGGGGAUAUACGCCCAGACGCACCCGCUAGUGUUCGACAAUAAUGUCGGAUGUAAAAUGGCGGCGUUUCUGGGUAUCAUAUUUGCCGGGGUAUCGGCCGAUUUCCUUCUCGUCAUUGCCGUUGACCGUUACCUCAAGCUUUGCCGGCCCUUUGGUCGUCAAAUGACACUCUCCGUCAAGAGAAAGGUUAUCAUUGGUAUUUUUGUAAUUGGCUUGGUGCUUUCAUUCCCUGCUCUCAUUAUUUACCGAGCGGAACAGGUUCCUAUGAAACUGAAAAGCGGUUAUACAAUUCAGACAUGGAAGUGUAUCGACACGAAAGACGAAGAACACGCCACUGGUCACAUUAUCUACAAAGUGUUUCUGUUUGUGGUGACUAUGAUAAGGUUCGUGGUUCUGUUCAUGUGUUACGGUAACAUUAUUCGGGUGAUAUUACGACAGAAAAAGCACCGACUGAGGAUGGGAUCUGUCACGUCAUACACUAGUACCUCUUGCAGCAAUGAUGCAAUCGAAGACAUUCAAAUGAAGAUUCAUACCAGCAACGAAAGCAAGUCAGAUGAAGAUACCAAGGAAACAAAAGAAAACGGAAUCAAAAAUGGGAUUAAUACUCCAAAUAUAGGAAAUAAGCCUCGCAAGCAAUGCAUACCUGAUAGGCAGUAUCCCAAACGGCAACAGAGUGUGGUUUCAACGACGGGAUCAGUUGGACGCAGAGGAAGCGUUGCAGACCGACAGGGUGUCCGUCUUGCUAUCAUCUUUAUACUCAUCACGUUCAUCUACAUCGUCACCUUUGGUCCCAAGGUGUGGCUCAUGAUAGAACAGACACUCAACCGAGACUUCUGGUCAACAAUCCCACAAAGUCAGCUACUCCUAUUCAGAUUUUUCCACACAUUCUACAUUUUCAACAACAUUGUCAAUCCGAUUGUGUAUGGAAUAAUGGACAGAAAGUUCAGAGCGGAUUGUAAGAAACGUUUUACUAGAUGUAAAUAA